Messenger RNA from Balearica regulorum gibbericeps (East African grey crowned-crane), 1611 nucleotides. The record is from RefSeq and is a predicted model, not a curated record. NCBI's taxonomy places the organism in Eukaryota, Metazoa, Chordata, Aves, Gruiformes, Gruidae.
AUGGUGGGAAGCCAGGCAGAGCAAAUGGCUAACAUACGAUUAGAACUUUUUGCCUUUUUCUCUGACUCUUUCAGCAUACAUGUAAAUGCAUCCCGCCAAGAAACCAAGCUGAUGGAAGAAUGUGACCAGCUCAUUGAAAUAAUCCAGCAAAGACGACAAAUAAUUGGAACCAAAAUCAAGGAAGGAAAGGUGGUGAGGUUGAGAAAACUGGCUCAGCAGAUUGCGAACUGCAAACAGUGCAUCGAGCGCUCGACAUCCCUCAUCUCUCAGGCUGAGCAGUCGCUGAAGGAGAACGAUCACGCUCGCUUCCUGCAAACUGCUAAAAAUAUCACUGAAAGGGUUUCCAUGGCAACUGCAUCCUCCCAGGUUCUAAUUCCUGAAAUUAAUCUCAACGAUACUUUUGAUACUUUCGCGCUUGAUUUUACCAGGGAGAAGAAAUUGUUGGAAUGCCUUGAUUACCUUACAGCUCCCAACCCACCCACCAUUCGAGAAGAGCUCUGCACAGCUUCUUAUGAUACCAUUACUGUCCAUUGGACAUCGGAUGAUGAGUUCAGUGUGGUCUCUUAUGAACUGCAGUACACCAUCUUCACCGGACAAGCUAAUGUUGUUAGUUUAUGCAACUCAGCCGACAGCUGGAUGAUUGUUCCCAAUAUCAAACAAAACCACUACACAGUGCAUGGGUUGCAGAGUGGCACGAAGUACAUCUUCAUUGUUAAGGCCAUUAAUCAGGCGGGCAGCAGAAGCAGCGAGCCUGGCAAACUCAAGACAAACAGUCAGCCAUUUAAACUGGACCCCAAAUCUGCUCAUAGAAAAUUGAAAGUGUCUCAUGAUAACUUGACAGUGGAACGUGAUGAAACAUCCUCCAAGAAGAGUCACACACCGGAGCGAUUCACAAGCCAAGGGAGCUACGGAGUAGCUGGCAAUGUGUUCAUUGACAGUGGGCGGCAUUACUGGGAAGUGGUUAUAAGUGGGAGUACGUGGUAUGCCAUUGGUAUUUCUUACAAGUCAGCACCAAAGCACGAGUGGAUCGGGAAGAAUUCUGCCUCCUGGGUGCUUUGCCGCUGCAAUAACACAUGGGUGGUGCGGCACAACAGCAAAGAAAUCCCCAUCGAGCCCGCACCUCACCUCCGGCGGGUUGGGAUUUUGCUGGACUAUGACAAUGGUUCCCUUGCUUUCUACGAUGCUUUGAACUCCCUACACCUUUACACUUUUGACAUUACAUUUGGGCAGCCGGUGUGCCCCACAUUCACUGUGUGGAAUAAGUGUUUGACCAUAAUAACUGGCUUGCCUAUCCCUGACCACCUAGACUCCUCCGAGCAGCUCGCGUGACUGUUAAAAGCCAAAAGGUAGGACGACGCGUCUUUCCCAGGGUGGCCCGGUGGCUGCCCACAGGAGCUUGUCUGGAGGUGGUGGACCGCACGGCAUCCCGGCCGUCACUGCCAAAUCCGGCCAGAACUGAAAAGGGGAGAAUAUCUCCUUACUGUGUACUUUGUACGGAAGGACAAGAAGUGGCUUUAAUAAUAUCUCAGAACUUUCUUUUGAAGUUGGUUUUGGUUGGUUGGUUUUGUAUUUAGUCUCUUACAGGAAGAUUUAUAAAUUAUUUAUAAAAAA